This is a messenger RNA of Prorocentrum cordatum, 1119 nucleotides long. The record is from the annotation of a GenBank genome assembly. Lineage: Eukaryota; Dinophyceae; Prorocentrales; Prorocentraceae.
GAGGCCGUCAAGAACUUGAUUGCCACUGCAAUCGAGGAGGCCAACAAGCCAGGAGGCAAAGUCUACCAGGCGAUCGUCGACUCUUUCGCCGCGGGGCAGGCGGGGGCCCAGGCCGUCGACGCGUCUGCCGCGAGCGCUUCCACCCGGGCGGUCUCGCAGGCCCUCUUGCCCGCAGGAGAGAUCACGGCCGCCUUCUCGAAGGAGUUCGACCAGAGGGCGGACGCGGAGUACCCGCACAGCGCCAGGCUCCGCCCCCUCACGACGGCUCAGCGGUCGGCGGCCUGGAGGAAGCUCGUCGCGGAGGCGGGCGCGGCAACCCAGGCGGCGGACGCGGUCGCAAAAGACCCGGCCAUGGCACGCGUCCUUGCCUCGCAGGCGGCCCACCCGCAGAACCCAGAGCUUCUCGCUUUGAAGAACGCGGCCGCGUUGAAGUACGCAGCCAGAUUGAAGUGGAAGCCCAUCUGCUUGCCCAGCUUCGGGGGGGGAUCCGACCGCCUACAGCGGCACGCGGUCGCACAGGCUGCAAAGAAGGACGGGCCAGCGAAAGCCGCUGAGCAGCGGGCGGAGUUGAUGGACCUUGUCUACUUCGUCAUCAAGUCGCACAAGACGAGGACCACCAAGGCGUCCGCCAACUCGCCGCUGGACACGGAGAUCCUGGCCAAGACUUCGGGGUCGACGCCCCGCUGGGCGAGGGACUCGGGGUCGGGCGGCCCUUCGCCCAAAACCGCCCGGGCGGUCGAGCCAGGGCAGCAGCCGCCCCAGACCGGCCAGCCGGCGCAGGCCUCUCUGGGCGGAGGGGGCUCCACCCGGACCACCAAGAAGCAGCUGGUCAGCAAACUCACCGAGGAGCUGGAGAAGCUGGCCUCGCACGCUUCCCCGGCGCGCAUUCAGGCCUGGAUGGACGAGAAGUUCAAGCUCGACGACGUGCACCGGCAGGCGAUGAUGGAGGUCACGCGCGUGAUCUGCCGGAAUUGCCUCCCGAGCAAAAAGGGAGCAGUGAGGCACUCGCUGAAGGAGUGCUGCGACGCCAGCAAUCCGUGCUUCAUCCCACGCGCGAAGUGCACGAAGGCCGGGCGCAAGGAUCGCAUCCUCCAAUGGGUAUCUGACUGCCCGCACUAG